AUGGGUAGGAAGAAGGAUGCGCUCAUUCUAGGAAUCCUGGCAAGCGCAGCUGCAUAUUUUCUCACAUCAAAGCUUAUCAGAAAUAAAAAACAGGCAAGUACCCUUGCCGCACAGGGCUUUGCUAGCUUUAAAGAGCAGAAGUUUGGCGAGGCAUUGGCGCAUCUUCUCCAAAUAGAACAUCCGGAUUUUGAGGUCAACGUCCGAAUCUUCGAGUGCUACGAGAGACUGGGGAAUCUGACAAGCGCGCUUAUUUAUCUCAACAGAUGUCUAAAAGCUAAAGAGAAUGGACUCGUUGAUUUUAAAGCGAUUUAA
Molecule: messenger RNA, 312 nt
Organism: Vittaforma corneae ATCC 50505
Lineage: Eukaryota; Fungi; Microsporidia; Nosematidae
Exons: 1
Coding region: 1-312 (103 amino acids)
Molecular function (GO): protein binding
Source: RefSeq, a predicted model, not a curated record